Molecule: messenger RNA, 1848 nt
Organism: Physeter macrocephalus (sperm whale)
Lineage: Eukaryota; Metazoa; Chordata; Mammalia; Artiodactyla; Physeteridae
Product: zinc finger protein 347-like
Exons: 4
Coding region: 214-1848 (544 amino acids)
Biological process (GO): regulation of transcription by RNA polymerase II
Cellular component (GO): nucleus
Molecular function (GO): DNA-binding transcription factor activity, RNA polymerase II-specific
Source: RefSeq, a predicted model, not a curated record
UUGAAGGUCACGGUACGAGGUAAGUUGCCCGUCGCUAGUGAAGAUCUGUGCUUCGCUGCUCCUCGUACUGCAACCUACUGGCUUCGGAGUAAAUCCCAGCAUCCGGCCUCCUACCUAAUAGAUCCAGACGUCGCCGUUAGAGGAUACACCUCUAAAGAGUCCUGUUGUCUAACAAAGAAGCCCUGAAGAGAAGGAAAAGAAAAGGAGUCAGGAAUGGCUCUUGCUGAGGGUCAGUUGACAUUGAAUGAUGUGGUCAUCGAAUUCUCUCAGGAGGAGUGGGAAUGCCUGGACCCUGCUCAGAGGGCCUUGUACAGGGACGUGAUGCUGGAGACCUACAGGAACCUGAUCUCCCUGGAUAUCUCUCAGAUACAUGUGAUCAAGAAAUUACAACUAAAGUCAAACACCGAUAGAGGUGGAGUAUUCCAAACAUUGAUGUUGGGAAGUCAUGAAAGCCAGGGAAUCAAACAUUUUUACCUCCUGGAAAUUCAGGAAAAUAUUUAUGACCAUGGUUUUCAGUGGAGAGAUGAUGGAAGAAGUUACAAAAAUAUCCCUAUAUUCUGUCACCAAGAUGUCACUGAUAGAAGUCCACAUGGCGGAAGGGAUGCAACAAACAAGCCUAUUGGAAAUAGACUUCUGUUAAGUCUUCAGGAUGAACUAUAUAUGUUUAAAAGUAAACAGAAAAUUGAUGAAUUUAAUAAAGCUGUUAAGAGUAUCAGCAGUAGUUCCUCAUUUUCCCCACUUCAAGGAAUUUCUCCUCCUGUCCAAAACAACAUUUCUAAUAGAUAUGGGAGUGAUUUUAUGCAUCCUUCCAUACUGACACAAGACCAGAGCCCACACACGGAAGUACCUUACAAGUGUAAUAAGUGUGGCACAACCUUUCAUCAGGUCUCAAAUCUCAGGAGUCAUCAGAGAAUCCAUAUAGGAAAGAAAUUGCAUAAAUGUGAUGUAUGUGACAAGGUCUUUUGCCGAAAUUCAUACCUUGUAAUUCAUCAAAGAGUUCAUACUGGAGAGAAACCUUACAAGUGUAAUGAGUGUGGAAAGGUCUUUGAUAAGAAAGGAAGUCUUGCAGUUCACCAGAGAAUUCAUACUGGAGAGAAGCCUUACAAAUGCAAUGAGUGUGGCAGAACCUUUUCUAUCGGCUCAUAUCUCAAAAGACAUCAGAUAACACACAUUCAAGAGAAAUUAUAUAAGUGUGAUAUAUGUGGCAAAGUCUGUCGUCAGAAUCUAUCCCUUCAACGUCAUCAGGGAAUUCAUACUGGAGAGAAAACUUACAAAUGUAGUUUUUGUGGGAAAACCUUUCUUUGUGGCACAGACCUCAGGAAACAUGGGAUAAUCCAUCCAGGAGCAAAAGCAUAUAAAUGUGAUGUAUGCGAUGAAGUCUAUGGUCAAAAUUCAUACCUUAAAUGUCACCAGAGAAUUCAUACUGGAGAGAAACCUUACAAAUGUAAUUUGUGUGGGAAAACCUUUUUUUUAAAAACAGGCCUCAGGAAACAUGAGAUAAUCCAUACAGGAGCAAAACCAUAUAAAUGUGAUGUAUGUGGCAAAGUCUUUAAUCAAAAAUCAGUCCUUGUGAAUCAUCAGAGAAUUCAUACUGGAGAGAAACCUCACAAAUGUAAUGAGUGUGGCAAGUUCUUUCGUGAGAAGCAAACCCUUAGAAGGCAUCAACGAAUUCAUACUGGAGAGAAACCUUACAAAUGUAAUGAGUGUGGCAGAGCCUUUUGUGAGAAGCCAGCCCUUACAAGGCAUCAACGAAUUCAUACUGGAGAGAAACCUUACAAAUGUAUUGAGUGUGGCAAAGCCUUUAGCCAAAGUUCAACUCUAUCAAGUCAUUGGAGAUUACAUCUGUAA